GCAGAGCGGAGGUGAGUCCUCUGUUUACAUUGCAACAGCUGGGUGGGGCUGCUGAUGCACCAACACCACGCUUCCUGCUCAUUUAAGAGCAGCGCGAGACCACGCGGAGCCUGUCACGCGCGAUGUCUGCCGCAGAGUGGAAGCAGAAAUGCGAGGCGGAGUGGGGUCUGCAGGGCGCCCCGAUGCCCGACGCUGUGGACUGGAAGUCCGUGUAUGAGGCCAAGCCGCUGGGACGGAACCUGCUGAAGAACCCGUCUCCUAUCGGGUUUAGUAAGGACACCCCUCCGCCUGAGCCUGAGUAUCCAGAUGCGCCUCCAGCUGGACCUCCCCGCUUUCAGCCUGAAGGUGACUUUGCUAGCUGGACCACGAAAACAGAGGUCCUGCCUUAUGACACCAGUGGCAUCCCAGAGGGCGCUGUGGUCUGUGGGUUGCCGCAGUACAGCUGGUUCACCUUGGAGCAGGUUGUGGACCUGAAGGCAGAGGGACUGUGGGAUGAGCUGCUGGACAAGUUCCAGCCUGAAAUAGUCAUUCAAGAUUGGUAUGAAGAAAGUCAGCUGCAUGAUUACAUCUAUGAGCUGCAUGUAAAGCUGCUGGCUGCAGACAAAACAACAAUCAUCUCACUGCACACAGCUAAGCCCACAGAAAACUUGAGUGUUUACUCCCACAACUGGAAGGAGGUGUCUCACGUGUUCUCCAGCUACGGACCCGGCGUGAGAUACGUCCACUUCCAGCACAGACUGAAGAACAGCUUCUUGAACGACUUCUUCCCCACACGCUUCACUGACAGCUCUGUCAUUGUGAAGCCAGUCAGAACCAGUUCAAAGGUUUAACGGAAACGUAGCUGCUAGUUCAGGUGGAUUUACCCGUGGGGAACGGACACAUUAUUGUGGCUUCAUAAGAAACAUUGUAUUGUUGGUUUGAAUUGACACCUGCAUGAAAUAGGUGUGCAGGGUGGGCAUGCUAACCACGAAUUAAACAAAAGCAUUUGUGUCUAAAUGCAAAACCACACAAGGCUGAUGAUAAUCAAAUGUUUUUCAUACUGCCAAUUUAGUUAAGUCACAUAAAGGACUUUUUCAAACGGCUCCAUUUCAAAUUGUUAUACGUUUGAUUCAGUCCAAGUAAUUUAAAUUUAUAUCAAUGCAAUUCAAUCUUAAUAUCCAUUAAUUGGAAAUGAUUAACUAUUAUACAGUGCAAACGUAGUCAGUUUACCAUAAA
Molecule: messenger RNA, 1215 nt
Organism: Poecilia latipinna (sailfin molly)
Lineage: Eukaryota; Metazoa; Chordata; Actinopteri; Cyprinodontiformes; Poeciliidae
Gene: nccrp1
Product: P1, F-box associated domain containing
Exons: 7
Coding region: 123-830 (235 amino acids)
Biological process (GO): ERAD pathway; SCF-dependent proteasomal ubiquitin-dependent protein catabolic process; glycoprotein catabolic process
Cellular component (GO): cytoplasm; SCF ubiquitin ligase complex
Molecular function (GO): ubiquitin protein ligase activity
Source: RefSeq, a predicted model, not a curated record